Molecule: messenger RNA, 5000 nt
Organism: Nelumbo nucifera (sacred lotus)
Lineage: Eukaryota; Viridiplantae; Streptophyta; Magnoliopsida; Proteales; Nelumbonaceae
Product: mediator of RNA polymerase II transcription subunit 15a-like
Biological process (GO): regulation of DNA-templated transcription
Molecular function (GO): transcription coactivator activity; chromatin DNA binding
Source: RefSeq, a predicted model, not a curated record
CUUACCCAACGGAAGUCACAAUUUCUCUCUGGGGUCUCUCCUCUUCCUCGGAAGAGACAGCUGAGAGCUUCCGGAUUCCGCACCAAUCGCUGACGCUGACCAGUUUCUCAACACCCAGAAAGCCAAUUCACAGGAUCCACUAUAAGGGUUUUAGGAUUACAGAGUUACCGGGUUCGAGUGGUUUUUGGUAGAGCUUGAUGGAUAACAAUAAUUGGAGACCUGCUCAAGGUGAACCCGCCUUGCCCACCAUGUCAACCAUGGACAACACCGAUUGGAGAGCCCAGCUACCACUAGAUGCCCGGCAGAGGAUUGCGAACAAAAUAAUGGAGACUUUAAAGAAGCACCUUCCAAUUUCUGGACCUGAUGGGUUACAGGAACUAAAGAAAAUUGCUGGAAGAUUUGAGGAAAAGAUUUACACUGCAGCAACAAGUCAGGCAGAUUAUCUACGCAAAAUAUCUUUGAAGAUGCUGACAAUGGAGACAAAAUCUCAGCCUAAUAUUGUGCCUAAUUCCUUACCAUCAAACUCAGCUGGUGGUAACCCAAAUCCUGUUGAUCCAGCAUCUCAGAGUAUGCAGUCCCAAGUGCACAACCAAGGGAUGUCGCUACCAAUUUCUAUGCCUAACCAGGCACGACAGCAUAUGCUGCCCCAGACCAUUCAAAAUAACAUUCUACCUUCUGGAGUGCAGAAUUCUGUUAGUCUGCCAUCUGUACAGUCAUCUGUUUCUGGUCUAACUCAGAACACCAUUCCGAAUGCUAGUGGACAGAGUUCCAACAUGCCAAAUGUUUCAGGCAUUUCACAGAACCCUGUAAGUAAUCCUCUGGCACAAGGUGUACCUUCCAGUGUGUUUCCCACUUCACAAAGGCAAAUGCCAGGACGACAGCUACAGCAACAGGUUAUUCCCCAACAGCUCCAGCAGCAGUCUCAGAACUCACAGCAGUAUAUUUACCCGCAGAAGCAGUUGCAGCAACAGAUUCUGAAGCCAAAGAUCCAGCAGGGAAAUAUACAGCAACAGUCCCUCAUGCAACAACACAUCCAACAGCAGCAGCAGCAACAACAGAGGCAGCAGAAUCUAUUGCAGCCAACUCAGCUGCAAUCUUCUCAGCAGUCCCUUAUGCAAGUGUCAUCGGGUCUCCCAUCAAGCCAGUCCUCUCUUCAGCAUACACAGCCUUCUGUUAUGCAAUCUGCUCCACACUCAGUGCUUCAACAGAACCAGCAAACUUCUAUUCAGUCAUCCACUUCAUUGGUGCUUCAGCAACAUCAACAGUCAGUUCUUGGGCAACAACAACAAUCACAACAGUCAUUGCACCAACAGCCUCCUGUUCUUCAACACCAAACACCACUUUCUCAGCAGACAUUGUUGUCAUCUCAGCAGCAACAACUAAUAGGGCAACAACCAAAUGCAACAAACAUGCAGCAGAAUCAACUGGUUGCACAGCAAAACAGUGUUCCACAUGUGCAGAAAACUCAACAGCAGCAGCAGACACAACCACAGCCACCAUUGCAACAGCAGCAGCAGCAGCAGCAGCAACAACAACAGAGACUGCUUAGCCAGCAAAAUAAUCUGUCUAACAUGCAGCAGUUGGGUUCACAAAGUUAUGUUCCUGGAUUACAGCAGCAGCAAUUGCUUUCACCCCAGUCUAGUGUUUCAAACAUGCAGCCAAAUCGGCACUCAGUAAACAUGCUUCAACAAGUCAAGCUUGUAGCACAGAAACAACAAACCCAGCAGACAUCAUUGACUGUUCUGCCAACACAAGGCCAACAAUCACAGUCACAACCACAACAGCAGCAAAUGAUGUCUCAUCUUCCAACACAGCCUGGUCAGCUGCAACAACAACUGGGGUUACAACAGCAAUCCAAUUCAUUACAAAGAGAUAUGCAGCAAAGGAUUCAAACAUCAAGUGCAUUGCCUCAUUCCCAGAAUGCAAUUGAGCCACCAAAGCAACUAUUUCAAUCACAAAGAAUGCUUCCAGAGGCUUCGUCAACAUCUAUUGAUUCGGCAGCUCAGCCAGGACAUGCAAAUGCUGAUUUGCAAGAAGAGGUUUAUGAAAAGAUAAAAGCAAUGAAGGAAAUGUAUUUACCUGAGAUUAAUGAAAUGUACCAGAAGAUCGCUCUCAAAUGCCAUCAGAAUGAUUCUCUUCCACAGCCUCCAAAUUCAGAACAUAUUAACAGACUUAAAAUGUUUAAAAAUGUAUUGGAGCGCAUUAUAAAUUUCUUGCAAGUGCCCAAAGCUAAUUGCUUAUUUUACAAGGAUAAAAUGGCUGGUUUUGAGAAGCAGAUAACUAAUAUCCUUAAUACAAACAGGCCCAAGAAGCCUGUUCCUUCACAACUGCAGGGACAACAACAAUCUCAUCCACCUGGUGUCCUUCCAAACUCCAUGCAUCAGCAACUACAGACUCAUAUUCCUCAGCUGCAGCAGCAACCUCAAAUAUCUCAGCUGCAACAGCAGCAUGACCCCCAAAUUCAACCAAUUAAUUUACAAGGUUCUGUAACAUCAAUGCAGUCAACUGCUGUGACCAGUAUGCCGCAUGGUUCUUUACCUCCUUCGUCAACACAUUUACCAAAUGUACGGCCAAAUGUGAUGAAUUCCCUGCAGUCUAGUUCUAAUUUGGAGUCAGGACAGGGAAAUGCAUCAAGUUCUUUGCAGCAGGGUGCUGCGGGAUCUCUACAGGAGAGUACUGUGAGUAUGUCCCAACAGUCAAACAUUAGCACAUUGUCACAUGGCAGUGUUAAUGCUUUGCAGCCUAACAUCGGUCCCAUUCAGCCCAAUGCUAAUAUGCUCCAACAGCAGCAUUUGAAGCAACAACAGGAGCAACAGGUGAUGCCUUCUCAACAAUUAAAGCAACAAUUUCAACAGAGGUCAAUGCAUACCCAAUUGAUUCAGCAACAGAAGCAGCUGAUGUUGCAGCAACAACAGCAGCAGCAUCACUUACAACUGCAACAGAAAUUCCAGCAGCAGCAGCAGCAGCCACCUUUACACCAACAAAAACAACAGCCUGCACAAUUGCAGGCACACCAAAUGCCGCAGCUUCAUCAUAUGAAUGAAGUAGGUGACCUUAAAGGGAGACAGGGCAUGGGUGCUAAAUCAGGAAAUUUUCAGCCACAUAAUUCUGCAAGCCAAUAUCCAGCAUAUAACCAUCAACCACUAAAAACAGGCGCCACAUUUCCUACUUCUUCUCCACAACUCCUUCAAGCUUCAUCCCCACAAAUUUCUCAGCAUUCUUCUCCACAGAUAGAUCAGAAAAGUCUACUAACAUCUCUUCCAAAGGCUGGAACACCGUUGCAGUCUGCAAAUUCCCCUUUUGUUGUUCCUUCACCUUCACCUCCCUUGGUUCCAUCUCCAAUACCAGGUGACUCUGAAAUACAGGCUUCUACUGUUGCUUCACUCUCAAAUGCAGGAAAUGUAGGGCAUCCACAAACAGCUGUUACAUUAGCCUCAGCUCAGUCUCUUGCUAUUGGCACACCGGGGAUAUCUGCUUCCCCCUUGCUUGCAGAGAUUACUAGUCCAGAUGGAAAUCAGGGUACUUCAUCCAUAAUGAUUUCAGGCAAAUCAAGUGUAAUAAAGCAGCCUCUUGAGCGCCUAAUUAAUGUGGUAAAAUCAGUAUCACCUAAAGUGCUUAGUGCUUCUGUCAGUGACAUUGGUUCAGUUGUCAGCAUGAUUGAUAGGAUAGCUGGAUCAGCACCUGGUAAUGGAUCUAGAGCAGCAGUUGGUGAAGAUUUGGUGGCUAUGACUAAGUCCCGUUUGCAAGCAAGGAACUUGAUCUCACAAGAUGGAAGUUCUGCAACAAAGAAAAUGAGGCGCUAUACAAGUGCUAUGCCCUUAAACAUUGUGUCACCAGAUGGCAGCAUAAAUGAUAGUUUCAAUCAGAUGAAUGGUCUUGAGACAUCUGACUUGGAGUCAACUGCAACUUCUAGGAUCAAGAAGCCCAGAGUUGAGGCCAGCCAUGCUCUUUUGAAGGAAAUUGAUGAGAUAAACCAGCAGUUAAUUGAUACUGUAGUGGAUGUUAGUGAUGAGGAUGUUGAACCAACUGCAGGAGUAGCUGUUGAAAGUGGUGAAGGAACUGUUGUUAAGUGCUCCUUCAGUGCUGUGGCGCUCAGUCCAAACGUGAAAUCACAAUAUGCUUCAGCACAAAUGUCUCCAAUUUUGCCAUUACGGUUGCUUGUUCCAACAAAUUAUCCAAAUUGUUCCCCUAUACUCUUGGACAGGUUACCAGUUGAAUUGAGUAAGGAAAAUGAUGAUCUUUCACUAAAAGCAAAGUCAAGGUUUCGCAUCUCACUUCGCAGCCUUUCACAUCCCAUGUCUCUUGGAGAUAUGGCAAAGACUUGGGAUGUUUGCGCUCGUGCAGUAGUCUUGGAGUAUGCUCAGAAGAGUGGAGGGAGGAGCUUCAGCUCAAGAUAUGGUACUUGGGAGAGCUGUGUUAAUGCAACUUGACCAUCUUGUACUACUACUAUGAUGUUACCAAUUAAUAUUGUUUCAAUGGAGUGUACAAAGGCAGAACUGCAUUUCUGGAAUAGAUCAUCUAUGCCAGAUUCAUGGUUGCAGCCGUUGAUGCCAUGCUCUGAACAAGCCCCUCAGUGGUUGGCUACAUUUGUUAUCUGAGCUUUCAGCUGAAGGGAGUACAGUUCAACGCGAAAUCCUAAGCUGUAUUAGAUGUGAUUAUAAUGCUUAUAUGACUGAAUUGGAGGUCGGCAGUUAUGCAUGCAAGGCAUCCAUCUUCUUUGUGUUGGUCAUGCAAGGCAUCCAUCCCCGACUGGACCGAGUGUCACUUUAUAGUUUGUAUGUUUGUUAUAUGUUUGUAUCCUCCCAUUGAGCUUGUGUUCAGCUGUAUAGUUUGCCAGUAUCAUAUCUUUCAGUUGUAAUGUGGGAGUCAUGGUUGAUGCUCUCUGGUGCUACUAGACAGUUCCUUGUUUGUUUGCCUUUAUAUUUGAGCGCUGUUUGGUUGCAUGUAAAAUGAAUGACUACUAAUUAUUGAGAAUGAUAUUCCCAUCAAGGUUCAAAAUA